Medioppia subpectinata is the source of this 3021-nucleotide messenger RNA. Lineage: Eukaryota; Metazoa; Arthropoda; Arachnida; Sarcoptiformes; Oppiidae. The record is from the annotation of a GenBank genome assembly.
AUGAACGGUGAGAUGACAUCACACAAGACCAAUGGCUUAGUGGUGGCCAAAGAGGCGGCCAACACGUGUUGGAAGCGAUGCUCCCUUUGUGUCGACAACCAUCACGUCUUCGACACCGCCGACCAAUUCUGUCAACACUUGCGGGACAUUCACAGCACUCGUGAGGGCGGUUCCCAUGUCUGCAGAUACGGCUCGAACGGCAUCUGUUCGUCGCUUCCGGUGGAGGGAGUGUCCGAUCGGGACUACGAGAGCCAUAUUGUGAAGUGUCAUGUAUUGCCAAUUCAGACCAAAUCCGGACAAUUGUCUCACAAAGUGUUGACCGAAAACGGAAAGCAAGUCCUUUCGGAUGAGAAGCGAUUCCAACGACAAUCUGUGCCCAAAAGAAGUCCGUUUCCGUUGCCAUCGAAUAGCGAUUUGUUUGAAUCCAAUGUCUAUUUAACGGACAAUCGUAUGGAAGGGAAGCCAAACGUAAUCAGUGAUAGUCUUCAGACGUGGAGUGUCUACUCGUCGUCGCAGAACUUGGCCUCCGUUUUGAACGAUCCGUCAAAAGCUCGCAGUUAUUACGAGACGAUAUUCACCAAAGAGUGGGGCAAUCACUUCAUCGACACACAGACUGUACCGCAGAGUCCAUUCCAUCCGAAGAUAUCUCAUUCCCAUUUCGAUCAAUACAUACGAAAAGUGUUGAAACGAAACCGACGACAACGACUCCGCAGCCGAAGCGAGUCGUUGUCACUGCAGACACAAUCGCAGACCCGAAGUGCCGACACAUUUGUUCCCAAAAUAUUUUUUAGCACAGAUUUUAAUUUAGAAAAUAUCGAUACUUUCAAAACUGUUCUCUCGUUUUGUACGAACAAAGAAGUGCUGACAAGUUGUCCGACGUCUCCAACCAAAUGGAAUCCAAUGGCAAAGGAGGCGAUGAAAGAACUGCAGAGGAAUUUCUCCGAAUAUUUAGAUAUCGUUGAGGAGAAUCUGGCGAAACAAAUAUCGCUUAAAUCGAAAAACUUUUUUCAAGUGAUGUCAACAAUGGAUACAGUGAUGGAACAGCUCAAGAGGACCAUCAAAGAAGUGACUCUUUUGCGCAAAAAGUGUCACCGAUUGGAGACUUGUCUAAUAGAGCCGAGUCUUAAGAAUAUAAAGUUAACAAAAUGUCGAACCAAUACCAAAGAUGUCUACAAUAAGAUCCAUCUAAUGGCAACUGUUCAUCAAACACAGCCCACUAUUCAACUCCUACUCUCGACACUGGAUUUUGUCGGAGCUCUUGAUCUCAUCUCUACCUCACAAGAAGUGGUCGCUCAAGAGCUCUGCGGAGUCCAUAGCUUUAGACAUCUCAAACUACAACUCAUGGAAAUCGAGAAAGUGAUCGAUCAGAUGAUGAACGAAGAGUUUAUUAAAUACCUGACGGCUGAGUGGAACCGACCAUUUGAUGACAACGACGACCACCAUCUGAUGGAUGAGGAGAAGUUGUUGUCUAUAAUCUACGGAAUGGUUCGUUUGCAACGAUUUAAUUUUGUGGACGCCUUCAGAGAAGAAGCCAAUACUGCCAUCAAAGCGGGUGUUAAACAAACAGUUAUAGAAACGCUCUGUUCUGAAGAUAAUAUAGAAGUUGGACAACGAUUUGACGGCAGUUUAUUCGAUCAGUUAAGGGUUUUGGAGUUUUCCAAAUGGAUUAUACUUUUGGAUAAAGUGUUCGACAAUUUGUUGAAAUGUCUGAAACGGAUUAAUACAGUCUAUAAUGUGAUGUCCAAUGGUUUGAAUGCCGUAACGGAACGCACUUAUAGUGAAAACAAACGCAUGGAUUUGGAAACAAGUGUUGGCGAGACGUCUGUCGACGCCAUCAAAAUCUUAUUAGAGAGCGACGGCAUUGAAUUGAGUACUAAUCUUAAGGAGUCCUUGUGUUGUAUCUGUGAUUACGCGCACAACCGAUGCGCUCAUGUGGUGGAGUCGCGAGCAAAGGACGGCGGACUCGAUAGGCUUACCGCCAGUGAAUUCGUUCGACUCAAUCAAUCAAUCGAGAGGUUUAGUGAUAAGUGUCAGCACAUAUGCGGCCGCCGGAGCCCUAACUUAAAGCUUGUGCUCCAAACUCAGGCCAAUAAGUUUGCGACCAAAUUCCACGACGAGAGGAAGAAACGGAUCAACUCUUUGCUUGACAUCGAACAGUGGAAGUCAGUUGAUUCUGUGAGCCAUGAAUUCCAAGAUCUAGUCAACCAAUUGGUCGAAAGGCGAUAUGAAUUCGAUGAAAACAAACGGAACACGAAAGCGAGUGAAGAGAAGACCGAGAAAUUGAAGUCAUUUGUUGUGGUGAAGGAACAGAAGUUUGUUGUCGUGAAUGUUGUUAUUGUUUUGAUUAAAACACUGAUUGAAUACUGCGAGUGCGCCCAACAGAUCAAGUCUCUGAGUCCAGAUUUAUUAACCCGAUUGUUGGAUAUCUUGAAACUAUUCAAUUCCAGAACCGCUCAAUUAGUGUUAGGCGCCGGCGCUCUACAAGUGGCCGGUCUUAAGACAAUAACUGCCCGCAAACUUAUUAUAUCUUCGCGUUGUCUGCAAUUAGUGGUCAUUUUUAUACCGAUCGUUAGAUCACACUUCGAGUCUCUAUUGCCGGCCAAAAACCAGUCAAUGUGUAAACACUUUGACGAAAUCAUACGAUUAUAUUCCGAACAUAUUAUCAAAAUUCCAGAAAAGGUGUCGACAGUUGUCAGAGAGAUCGCUGAAUCACAGCUCUCCAAAUGGGUGGCCAAAGCGCCCGUCCCUUCGCCGCCAUUUCAAGCCAUUUCUCAGCAUUUGAUGCGAUUGCACGACAAUAUUCAGGACUCACUCCCUGCCAACGAUUUGCUCCGACUUUUCCAACAAAUUCAUAACACAUUUAAAGAAGUUCUGAGAACUCAUUUGGAAAGACAUCAAAUUCAGAAAGACGGCGGACCCCAACACGGACUGGUUACACAGGAAAUGACAUUUUAUACCCAAAAUUUGUGCAAACUCUCGAUUGGCAAACAACUAAAUUUAUCAAACGAUGAUCUCUGGAGC